This is a messenger RNA of Myotis davidii, 645 nucleotides long. RefSeq names its product olfactory receptor 7A10-like. The transcript is spliced from 3 exons. Gene Ontology annotation, biological process: G protein-coupled receptor signaling pathway. Gene Ontology annotation, cellular component: membrane. The record is from RefSeq and is a predicted model, not a curated record. Bases 1 to 645 code for a protein of 214 amino acids. Lineage: Eukaryota; Metazoa; Chordata; Mammalia; Chiroptera; Vespertilionidae. Gene Ontology annotation, molecular function: olfactory receptor activity; G protein-coupled receptor activity.
AUGGAGCCAGUGAAUCUUACACAAAUUUCACAUUUUUUUCUUCUGGGAUUUUCAGAGAAACCAGAACUACAACCUCUCAUAUUUGGGGUUUUUCUCUCCAUGUACCUGAUCACUCUGCUGGGAAACCUGCUCAUCAUCCUGGCCGUCAGCUCAGACUCCCGCCUCCACACGCCCAUGUACUUCUUCCUCUUCAAUCUGUCCUUGCUAGACAUCUCUGUCACCACCACCACCAUCCCAAAGAUGCUGGUGAACAUCCAGACACAGAAUAAAGUCAUCACCUAUGCAGGCUGCCUCACCGAGACAUAUUUUUUCAUACUUUUUGCUGGGUUGGAUGUUUUACUCUUGACUGUGAUGGCCUAUGACCGGUUUGUGGCCAUCUGCCACCCCCUGCACUACAUGGUCAUCUUGAAUCCCCAAAUAUUGACUUGUGCAUUUUCUACCUGUGCAUCUCACCUCUCAGUUGUCUCCUUAUUUUAUAGUACGAUCCUAGGAGUUUACCUCAGCUCUGCUGCUACCCAGAGCUCACACUCAAGUGCAAUUGCCUCAGUGAUGUACACCGUGGUCACACCCAUGCUGAACCCCUUCAUCUACAGUCUGAGGAACAAGGACAUAAAGAGGGCCCUGGAAAGAUUUCUUGGCUGGUAA